This is a messenger RNA of Bicyclus anynana (squinting bush brown), 1783 nucleotides long. RefSeq names its product homeobox protein engrailed-like SMOX-2 (gene Dbx). Gene Ontology annotation, molecular function: DNA-binding transcription factor activity, RNA polymerase II-specific; DNA binding. Gene Ontology annotation, biological process: regulation of transcription by RNA polymerase II. The transcript is spliced from 5 exons. Bases 137 to 1549 code for a protein of 470 amino acids. The record is from RefSeq and is a predicted model, not a curated record. NCBI's taxonomy places the organism in Eukaryota, Metazoa, Arthropoda, Insecta, Lepidoptera, Nymphalidae.
GGGAGCGCAUGUCUUACACCCCUUACACCCUCAUUUUCCGCUGAAUCAAUUCGCCCAUUCGAUAUUCAAACUUGACAUUAGUGAAGUGAAACACAAAUAAUGAGUGCGAAAAAAUAACGGUUACAAAAACAACGUUAUGUACCCGACCGAUUUGAAAAAUGGAACGAUAAAACUGAAUCCCUUCACGUCCAAUCACAACAUUAUGUUGAAAACUAUUCAGAACUUGUGCUACAACAAAACUAGUAACGGUUUUAAUAUGACGUCACCGUUCCUGGUCGACAACAUAUUGCACCAGCAGAAAACUGUCAACUUCCACAACCAGUUCUUGAACCAGCAGUUAGAGAAUUACAUGCAGAGUCAGAGUUAUUCGCGUGAAAACUCUCCAGAGGUUGACGAAACGAAGAUAGAUAACGAAGAAGACAGGACAGAUGAAAUAGAGAAAGUCGAUGACGAAGAUUCGAAAAGUAGAGACGAGGACUUCAAUAUGAAAAACGAGGCCGGUUAUUACAACCACGAUUUCUAUAACAGAACUGAAGACAGAAACGAGAAAGAAGUUUUAAAUAUCCCAAACCUUUCGCGCCGAUGUCACUGUGGUUCCUUCGACUGCCCGCCGUUCGCGUGCAAGAAAUCAGGGAUCCGUCGCUUGGAGGAAUUAGAAAAACGGUUUAAUUUGCACAAUUAUCAGGAGAACUCAGGCGAUGAGGAUGGCAAAGAGAGGUUCAAUACAGAGGACAUGGUUAGGAGUUGUGAGGACUAUAAUGUUGAACAGAAAAAACCUUUGCUUAAAUUUAGUGUUAGUGCGAUACUGGGGGAGCAAGGACGAGACACUGUUAAGAAUAAUGUUAACGAAUACCGUCAGCCGCUGGUCGGCAACCCGUGGCCCAUCGCCAAGCCGAUCGCGAGCCGGCCGAUACCAGUGCAGCAUCAGCACCUGCAGCAUCUACUGGCUCACUGCCACCACCCGUACUUAGUGAGGCCUGCGCAGGCACACACGCAAGUGUUCCCUCUGCCCGGCGGCUUCCCAUGGGCGCACAGUUCGAGAGGCAAGCCGCGGCGCGGCAUGAUGCGACGCGCGGUGUUCUCCGACCUGCAGCGCAAGGGGCUGGAGAAACGGUUCCAGGUGCAGAAGUACAUCUCCAAGCCCGACCGGAAGAAGUUGGCUGAGAAGCUGGGCUUGAAGGACAGCCAGGUGAAAAUCUGGUUCCAAAACCGCCGCAUGAAGUGGCGGAACUCGAAGGAGCGGGAACUCCUCGCCUCCGGUGGCUCCAGGGAACAGACUCUCCCAAACAAGAACAACCCACACCCCGACCUGUCAGACGCCGAAGCCGACAAGCCGAAAAUGUCACCACCCCCGCCCAGCAACGAGGAGGAGGAAUUAAAAAACAAAAUGUACGCCUCGACGUCCAGCUGUCAAAGUGACAGCUACCGUUACGACGACAAGAUGUCCGGCGGCGCGCUGUUUGCGCGGGAAAACGUCUAUGGUAACGAAGAUGGCGACGACUUUGACAGCGACGCCAGCGCCUCCGAUGAGGAGAUCAAUGUGACAUGACCUGUUCACACUUAAUUGUUAUAGUUUUAACAGAAUUAAUUAAUUUGACGCCCUGAAAAUUAAAUUAACCAACAAGAGCGAGUCAAGUUUAAAUCUACUGACGCCAUUAUUAUUAUUAAUGCUCAUGAUCGUACCAUUGAUUAUUAUUCUAUACCAAGCGGAUACGAGUACCUAGGAUUCCGUACAUCAGAUCUUAAACAAAUAUUGAUUAGCUAAUAUAAUAUUGUGUUCCAU